AUGGAAUACUUAUUAGAACAAUAAUACAAUUUUGUAAUAACAUAACAUUUAAUGUUAUUGAUAGAGGAGGAGGUAGUUAUGAUGAAACUGGAGCAAAAGAUGGAAAUUGGGUUGAAAUUGUUGAAAAUUUUCAAGGGUUUAAACCAAUUUUAUCACACUAGACUUAAUUAUGUUACAUAUUAAGGUCAAUAUGAUGGUGGAAAAAGACGUGGUUUAUGGAAGGCUAACUACCAAAAGAAAACAAUAAACUUGGGCUGUUAUGAUGAGAAUGGUUUAAAGAAUGGAAAGUGGGUUAAUUUAUAUAAGUUUUUUAAUUCGAGUUGUAGGGUGAUUUUUAUUGGGUAAUAUAAUCAUGGGAUGAAGAUUGGAUAAUGGAAUAUACAAUAAAAAAAAUAAAUUAUCGGAGGAGGAAUGUAUAAUGAUGAAGGAAAGAAAAUAGGAGUAUGGAAAGAAUUAUAGAAAAAUUUUUAAUUAGACUUUGAAGUAUUUUAUACAGGGUUAUAUGAGUAAGGGAUAAGACAAGGAGAAUGGAAGAUUUAUUUUUAGGAUAGAUUAAUAGGAGGAGGUAAUUAUGAUCAACAAGGGAUGAAACAUGGUGUAUGGAAGGAUGCGCAUUAAAACUUUUCUUAUCGAAUUUAGGUUACUUAUUAAGGCGAAUAUGUAGAAGGUUGGAAAAAAGGAAGAUGGAAUAUUUUGGUGAUUGAUUAAAUUAUAGGAGGAGGGGAUUAUGAUGAAGGAGUAAAGUAGGGUAAAUGGAUAGAAGUUGAUGACAAAUAUGCUGAGUAUACUGAUUAUCUAUCCUAAAUAGCUACCGUUCAGUUUUAUGCGCUGGAGAAUAUUCACAUGGUAUGA
This is a messenger RNA of Paramecium tetraurelia, 852 nucleotides long. RefSeq lists its product as uncharacterized. NCBI's taxonomy places the organism in Eukaryota, Ciliophora, Oligohymenophorea, Peniculida, Parameciidae. The transcript has 8 exons. The record is from RefSeq and is a predicted model, not a curated record.